AUGCCCAAGUGUGACAACUGUGACAAACUAAUAGCCAAGAAAUCCACUAUUCUCGAGUGCAACACAUGCUCAAAAACUGUGCAUGCUACCCAGGCCUGCACCAGACUAACAUCUAAGCAAUUAGCAGCACUGCGCAACACUGAGAAUCUGGAAUGGACCUGCGAAAUUUGUCGCCGUGAAACUCCAAGGCAAAGGUCAUUUGUCAUACAAGAGGAGGAAGAGGAAGACGACGAAGAACUAUUAUUAACACAGGGAACUGACAGCGGAUCCAACGCGAUGAAAAAAGUUACUAAGCGACAUAUCAUUCGAGAGCUGAAAAUCGAUGCUAUGGAACAAUACAUUGGAAACCUUGAGCAAAAACAGCUUAAUAACACAUUUGAAGUCGCAGGAGUACCCGAAAUAAAAGACGAAAAUACGGAAAUUAUCCUAAAUACACUAGCAACGAAGUUAAAUAUUGUAAAAAAAGAAAUAACUACAGUUAAAAGAUUGAAGGGGAAAAAUGGAAAGGAGGGCGUGAUCCAGGUAUCUUUCAAACAGGAGGAACAAGUGGACCAGUGGAUAAAAGCAGCAAGAAAAGUAACUAUACUUGCAGAGGACAUCGUUUCCUGUCCAGAUCCUGCUACAGCAAGAACAAAGAUAAUGAUACGACGUGCCCUAUCCAGUGCAAAUAAAACCCUUCUGUGGCAAGCAAAGCAAAAACUUAAGCCACUUAUUAACACAGAUUGUGAUGCAAUCUGUGUCACUUUAGACUUGUGGACGUUACGGAAAACGGAGUCGUACAUAGCUGUCACUGGACAUUUCAUUAGUCGUGACUUUCAAUUGAAAACUAUUCUUUUAGAUUACUGUAAUUUUUCUGGACAUCACACAUCAGUGAAUAUAGCUGCUGAAUUACGGCGUAUAUUAGAUGACUGGGAUUUAACCCGCAAAGUCAACUUCGCGGUUUCAGACAACGCCUCCAAUGUUACCAAUGCCGUGAAAAACCAUUUGGGCUGGAAGCACUAUGGCUGUUACGCCCAUACUCUCAAUUUAGUUUUACAAGAUUCUCUAGACUAUUUGAAGGACAAUUUAGGAAAAAUUAAAAAAAAAUGUUGA
Messenger RNA from Parnassius apollo (apollo), 1092 nucleotides. The record is from the annotation of a GenBank genome assembly. NCBI's taxonomy places the organism in Eukaryota, Metazoa, Arthropoda, Insecta, Lepidoptera, Papilionidae.